GGCAGUCCAAUGGACCCAAUGGUGAUGAAGAGACCUCAGUUGUAUGGGAUGGGGACUCACCCCCAUUCCCAGCCUCAGCAGAGCAGCCCAUACCCAGGAGGCUCCUACGGCCCCCCAGGCGCACAGCGGUAUCCCCUUGGCAUGCAGAGUCGGGCUCCAGGGGCCCUGGGAGGCUUGCAGUACCCACAGCAGCAGAUGCCACCGCAGUAUGGACAGCAAGGUGUGAGUGGUUACUGCCAGCAAGGCCAGCAGCCAUAUUACAACCAGCAGCCACAGCCCUCGCACCUCCCGCCCCAGGCACAGUACCUCCAGCCGCAGACCCAGCAGAGGUACCAGCCACAGCAGGACAUGUCUCAGGAAGGCUAUGGAACUAGAUCUCAGCCUCCUCUGGCCCCUGGAAAAUCCAACCACGAAGACUUGAAUUUAAUACAACAAGACAGACCAUCGAGUCUACCAGACCUGUCCGGCUCCAUUGAUGACCUCCCCACGGGAACAGAAGCAGCUCUGAGCUCAGCAGUCAGUGCGUCCGGGUCUACGAGCAGCCAGGGGGAUCAGAGCAAUCCAGCUCAGUCACCGUUCUCCCCACAUGCAUCACCCCACCUCUCCAGCAUCCCCGGAGGGCCGUCACCUUCUCCUGUUGGCUCUCCUGUGGGAAGCAGCCAAUCGAGGUCUGGUCCGAUCUCCCCCGCGAGUAUUCCAGGCAGCCAGAUGCCUCCACAACCACCUGGAAGCCAGUCAGAAUCCAGUUCUCAUCCUGCCUUGAGCCAGUCACCAAUGCCACAGGAAAGAGGUUUUAUGGCAGGCACACAGAGAAACCCUCAGAUGUCUCAGUACGGACCUCAGCAGACAGGACCCUCCAUGUCGCCUCAUCCCUCUCCUGGGGGCCAGAUGCAUCCUGGGAUCAGUAACUUUCAGCAGAGUAACUCAAGUGGCACAUACGGUCCACAGAUGAGCCAGUAUGGACCCCAAGGCAACUACUCCAGAACCCCAACGUAUAGCGGGGUGCCCAGUGCAAGCUACAGUGGCCCAGGGCCCGGGAUGGGCAUCAAUGCCAACAGCCAGAUGCAUGGACAAGGGCCAACCCAGCCCUGCGGUGCUAUGCCCCUAGGACGAAUGCCUUCAGCUGGGAUGCAGAGCAGACCGUUUCCUGGAAACAUGAGCAGCGCCACCCCCAGUUCUCCUGGCAUGUCUCAACAGGGCGGGCCAGGAAUGGGCCCUCCAAUGCCCACUGUGAACCGUAAGGCCCAGGAAGCUGCCGCCGCUGUGAUGCAAGCCGCUGCAAACUCAGCACAAAGCAGGCAAGGCAGUUUUCCCGGCAUGAACCAGAGUGGCCUUGUGGCCUCCAGCUCUCCCUACAGCCAGCCCAUGAACAGCAGCCCCGGCCUGAUGAGCACCCAGGCCCAGCCCUACAGCAUGGCACCCACGAUGGUGAACAGCUCCACAGCAUCUAUGGGUCUUGCAGAUAUGAUGUCUCCCGGUGAAUCCAAACUGUCCGUGCCUCUUAAAGCAGAUGGUAAAGAAGAAGGCGUGCCUCAGCCUGAGGGCAAGUCAAAGGACAGCUACAGCUCUCAGGGUAUCUCUCAGCCUCCAACCCCAGGCAACCUGCCCGUCCCUUCCCCAAUGUCCCCCAGCUCUGCCAGCAUCUCCUCCUUCCACGGAGAUGAGAGUGAUAGCAUUAGCAGCCCAGGCUGGCCCAAGACUCCAUCAAGCCCUAAGUCCAGCUCGUCUUCCACCACUGGGGAGAAGAUCACAAAAGUAUAUGAGCUGGGGAAUGAGCCAGAGAGGAAGCUGUGGGUCGACCGGUACCUGACGUUCAUGGAGGAGAGGGGCUCCCCGGUCUCCAGUCUGCCGGCCGUGGGCAAGAAGCCCCUGGACUUGUUCCGACUCUAUGUCUGCGUCAAAGAGAUUGGAGGCUUGGCGCAGGUUAAUAAAAACAAGAAGUGGCGCGAGCUGGCAACCAACCUAAACGUUGGCACUUCAAGCAGCGCAGCCAGUUCCUUGAAAAAGCAAUAUAUUCAGUACCUGUUUGCCUUUGAGUGCAAAAUUGAGCGUGGGGAGGAGCCCCCACCUGAAGUCUUCAGCACCGGGGAUGCGAAGAAGCAGCCCAAGCUCCAGCCGCCAUCUCCUGCUAACUCAGGAUCCUUACAAGGCCCACAGACUCCACAGUCAACUGGCAGCAAUUCAAUGGCUGAGGUUCCGGGUGACCUGAAGCCACCGACUCCAGCCUCUACCCCUCACGGACAGAUGACCCCCAUGCAAAGUGGAAGAAACAGUACAGUCAGUGUACAUGACCCAUUCUCGGAUGUGAGUGAUUCCGCGUACCCAAAACGGAACUCCAUGACUCCAAACACCCCAUACCAGCAGGGCAUGGGCAUGCCAGACAUGAUGGGCAGAAUGCCCUAUGAACCCAACAAGGACCCUUUCAGUGGAAUGAGAAAAGUGCCUGGAAGUAGUGAGCCCUUUAUGACACAAGGACAGAUGCCCAACAGCAGCAUGCAGGACAUGUACAGCCAGAGCCCCUCGGGUGCCAUGUCCAACCUGGGCAUGGGACAGCGACAACAGUUUCCCUAUGGAACCAGCUAUGACCGAAGGCAUGAAGCUUACGGGCAGCAGUACCCAGGCCAGGGGCCACCCACAGGACAGCCACCGUAUGGAGGACACCAGCCUGGCCUGUACCCACAGCAGCCGAAUUACAAACGCCAUAUGGAUGGCAUGUAUGGGCCUCCAGCCAAGCGGCACGAGGGAGACAUGUACAACAUGCAGUAUGGCAGCCAGCAGCAGGAGAUGUAUAGCCAAUACGGAGCUUCCUACUCUGGCCCGGACAGAAGGCCCAUCCAGGGACAGUACCCCUACCCCUACAACAGAGAAAGGAUGCAAGGCCCAGGCCAGAUGCAGCCACAUGGAAUCCCACCUCAGAUGAUGGGUGGCCCCAUGCAGUCAUCCUCCAGCGAAGGGCCUCAGCAGAAUAUGUGGGCUGCACGCAACGAUAUGCCUUAUCCCUACCAGAACAGGCAAGGCCCAGGCGGCCCUGCACAGGCACCCCCUUACCCAGGCAUGAACCGCACAGAUGACAUGAUGGUACCUGAUCAGAGGAUCAAUCACGAGAGCCAGUGGCCUUCUCACGUCAGCCAGCGCCAGCCUUACAUGUCCUCUUCGGCAUCCAUGCAACCCAUCACGCGCCCACCUCAGUCAUCCUACCAGACGCCGCCGUCACUGCCAAACCAUAUCUCCAGGGCUCCCAGCCCCGCCUCCUUCCAGCGCUCCCUGGAGAGUCGCAUGUCUCCAAGCAAGUCUCCCUUCCUGCCCUCCAUGAAGAUGCAGAAGGUCAUGCCUACCGUCCCCGCCUCCCAGGUCACCGGACCAUCCCCGCAGCCACCUCCAAUCAGAAGGGAGAUUACCUUUCCUCCUGGCUCUGUAGAAGCAUCUCAGCCAGUCCUGAAGCAAAGGCGAAAGAUUACCUCAAAAGAUAUUGUUACUCCCGAGGCAUGGCGUGUGAUGAUGUCCCUCAAAUCGGGUCUGCUGGCUGAGAGCACGUGGGCUUUGGACACCAUCAACAUUCUCCUCUAUGACGACAGCACCGUCGCCACCUUCAAUCUUUCCCAGCUGUCUGGAUUCCUGGAACUAUUAGUAGAGUACUUUCGAAAAUGCCUAAUUGACAUUUUUGGCAUUCUUAUGGAAUAUGAAGUGGGUGACCCCAGCCAGAAGGCGCUUGAUCACCGUACAGGGAAGAAAGAUGGCAGCCAGUCUUCAGAUGACGAUUCUGGGAAGGAGGAUGAUGCUGCUGAGUGUUUUGAGGAGGAGGAGGAAGAGGAAGAGGAGGAGGAAGAAGACAGUGAAAAGACGGAGUCACAGGGGAAGAGCAGCGCUGCCCCAGCUGCUCCAGAUGCCACUGUGGACCCCAAGGAGACGCCAAAGCAGGCCAGUAAGUUUGACAAGCUGCCCAUAAAGAUUGUCAAAAAGAACAACCUGUUUGUGGUGGACCGGUCAGACAAGCUGGGGCGAGUGCAGGAGUUCAACAGCGGGCUUCUCCACUGGCAGCUGGGUGGCGGGGACACUACAGAACACAUCCAGACCCACUUCGAGAGCAAGAUGGAGAUCCCUCCUCGCAGGCGUCCACCUCCGCCUCUAAGCUCCACGGGUAAGAAGAAAGAGCUGGAAGGCAAAGGUGAUUCUGAAGAGCUGCCAGAGAAAAGCAUCAUAGCCACCAUCGAUGAUGUCUUAUCUGCCAGGCCAGGGGCCCUGCCGGAAGACACCAACCCAGGACCCCAAACCGACAGUGGCAAGUUUCCCUUUGGAAUCCAGCAGGCCAAAAGCCACCGGAACAUCAGGCUCCUGGAGGACGAGCCCAGGAGCCGAGAUGAGACGCCCCUGUGUACCAUCGCGCACUGGCAGGACUCACUGGCCAAGCGCUGCAUCUGUGUGUCUAACAUCGUGCGGAGCUUGUCUUUCGUGCCUGGCAACGACGCCGAGAUGUCCAAACACCCGGGCUUGGUGCUGAUCCUAGGAAAGCUGAUUCUGCUGCAUCACGAGCAUCCGGAGAGAAAGCGGGCGCCACAGACCUACGAGAAGGAGGAGGAUGAGGACAAGGGGGUGGCAUGCAGCAAAGACGAGUGGUGGUGGGACUGCCUCGAGGUCUUGCGGGAUAACACCCUGGUCACUCUGGCGAACAUUUCCGGGCAGCUAGACUUGUCUGCUUACACAGAGAGCAUCUGCUUGCCGAUCCUGGACGGCUUGCUGCACUGGAUGGUGUGCCCGUCCGCGGAGGCACAGGACCCCUUUCCCACUGUGGGGCCCAACUCAGUCCUAUCGCCGCAGAGACUUGUGCUGGAGACCCUGUGUAAACUCAGUAUCCAGGACAACAACGUGGACCUGAUCUUGGCCACGCCUCCAUUUAGUCGUCAGGAGAAAUUUUAUGCUACAUUAGUUAGGUACGUUGGGGAUCGCAAAAACCCAGUCUGUCGAGAAAUGUCCAUGGCGCUUUUAUCGAACCUUGCCCAGGGGGACACACUGGCAGCGAGGGCAAUAGCUGUGCAGAAAGGAAGCAUUGGAAACUUGAUAAGCUUCCUAGAGGACGGGGUCACGAUGGCACAGUACCAGCAGAGCCAGCAUAACCUUAUGCACAUGCAGCCCCCACCUCUGGAACCCCCUAGUGUAGACAUGAUGUGCCGGGCGGCCAAAGCUUUGCUGGCCAUGGCCAGAGUGGACGAAAACCGCUCAGAGUUCCUUUUGCACGAGGGUCGGUUGCUGGAUAUCUCGAUAUCGGCUGUCCUGAACUCUCUGGUUGCAUCUGUCAUCUGUGAUGUACUGUUUCAGAUUGGGCAGUUAUGACAUCCGUGAGGGCACACGUGUGUGAGUGAACAUUAGAGGGUCACAUAUAACUGGCUGUUUUCUGUUCUUGUUUAUCCAGUGUAGGAAGAAGGAAAAGAAAAAUCUUUUGCUCCUCUGCCCCAUUCACUAUUUACCAAUUGGGAAUUAAAGAAAUCAUUAAUUUGAACAGUUA
Messenger RNA from Grammomys surdaster, 5500 nucleotides. It is a transcript of the gene Arid1b, whose product is annotated as AT-rich interaction domain 1B. Gene Ontology annotation, biological process: chromatin remodeling; regulation of transcription by RNA polymerase II; positive regulation of DNA-templated transcription. Bases 10 to 5328 code for a protein of 1772 amino acids. Lineage: Eukaryota; Metazoa; Chordata; Mammalia; Rodentia; Muridae. The record is from RefSeq and is a predicted model, not a curated record. The transcript has 19 exons. Gene Ontology annotation, molecular function: DNA binding; nucleosome binding. Gene Ontology annotation, cellular component: nBAF complex; SWI/SNF complex; nucleoplasm.